Cydia fagiglandana is the source of this 764-nucleotide messenger RNA. RefSeq names its product larval cuticle protein LCP-30-like (gene CPR40). NCBI's taxonomy places the organism in Eukaryota, Metazoa, Arthropoda, Insecta, Lepidoptera, Tortricidae. The transcript is spliced from 4 exons. Gene Ontology annotation, molecular function: structural constituent of chitin-based larval cuticle. Bases 41 to 745 code for a protein of 234 amino acids. Gene Ontology annotation, cellular component: chitin-based extracellular matrix. The record is from RefSeq and is a predicted model, not a curated record.
UUCGAGUUAUUUCGUUCGGUUCAGGCGUUCUUUUGAUAACAUGAAGCUGAUUUUGUCCCUCGUGGUGAUAGCUGUACUCGGCCUCAGUGUAGCUGAGGACGAUGGUCAGUACAAGCCAGGGCUAUACGGGGAUGACGGCAAGUACCGCCCGGGCGACGAGGGACGGUACUACGGAUCCCCUGACUCCAAGUACCGUGUGUACACAGCUUUAGAUAAUCGGUACCGGAGCCUGAUCGGACGAAAUGGCAAAUACAAUUCGAUCUACGCUGCGUACCAGCCAGUUUAUGUGAAGGCGUACAACCCAUACUACCAACCGCUGCUCUCAUCUUACGGGCUAAAUGGACUCGAAGUAGAACCCUUCGCUUCAGCCCUAGCAACGGUGACCGCCCGCCCAUCAGUCGUCUCCGUUGUACCAUCAGCUCGGCCCUUCGUCUACUCAGUGAAACCCAGGCCUAUAGCUUCCUACGCACCCGUGGUCUAUUCACGAUCAGGCUAUGAGCCCAGCGCAAAAAUCCUCAGGCAAGAAAGUGAAGUCGAUGUGGACGGAUACCAUUAUCUCUACGAAACAGAAAACGGUAUCGCGGCUGAAGAAGCAGGGAAUAUCGAGCCAGUUGUAAAUGGUGGAGGCACUAGAGCUAAGGGAUUCUAUGAAUAUAUUGGGGACGACGGCGUCAAGUACCGCGUGGAUUAUACGGCUGAUGAAAAUGGCUUCCAACCGACUGGUGCUCAUUUGCCUAAACCUUGAAUGUUCUCUGACAAUGUUC